Panicum hallii is the source of this 945-nucleotide messenger RNA. Its product is annotated as LOB domain-containing protein 16-like. The record is from RefSeq and is a predicted model, not a curated record. NCBI's taxonomy places the organism in Eukaryota, Viridiplantae, Streptophyta, Magnoliopsida, Poales, Poaceae. The coding region runs from base 99 to 737 and encodes 212 amino acids. Gene Ontology annotation, cellular component: nucleus. The transcript has a single exon. Gene Ontology annotation, biological process: hormone-mediated signaling pathway; positive regulation of DNA-templated transcription.
CCACCACUACCAUACAGGUUUAAUUUGCGCGUCCUAGCUAGCUAGAUACUGCUGGUGGUGACUAGUGAGUGAUCGAUCGAGACCGAUCGACGAUCGCCAUGGCCGGAGCUACUGCUAGUGGAGGAGCUGCUGCCGCCGCCGCCGCCGCCACGGGGGCCGGGUCGCCGUGCGGGGCCUGCAAGUUCCUGCGCCGCCGCUGCGUGCCCGAGUGCGUCUUCGCGCCCUACUUCAGCAGCGACCAGGGCGCCGCGCGCUUCGCCGCCAUCCACAAGGUCUUCGGCGCCAGCAACGCCUCCAAGCUGCUCUCCCACCUCCCCGUCGCCGACCGCUGCGAGGCCGUCGUCACCAUCACCUACGAGGCGCAGGCCAGGCUCCGCGACCCCGUCUACGGCUGCGUCGCCCAGAUCUUCGCGCUCCAGCAGCAGGUCGCCAUCCUGCAAGCCCAGCUCAUGCAGGCCAAGGCGCAGCUCGCAUGCGGCGGCGCCGCGCACUCGCCGGUCAGCCACCACCAGUGGCCGGCGGACCACGGCAGCGGCAUCACCGCCCUGCUGCGCCAGGACACGGCGUGCGGCGCCAGGAAGCCCCUCGGCGACUGCUUCAUGCCGGAGCUCAUGGCCUCAGCAGGCUUCAGGGACGACGUCGUCGCGGCGCAGCAUUGCGCCGCCAAGGCGGCGGACGCCGGGGACCUCCAGUACCUGGCGCAGGCCAUGAUGAGGAGCCCCAACUACUCCCUGUAGAAGCGUAGAAUAAGACCAUGCAUAUCAUUUUGGAGACAUGCUGCCAUCGAUCUCACACUUUGCUAAUGCAAGUGAUGCGAGAGCUAGAAUUCGGGGGAAAAGAAAGGAAAUUAACUUGUUGUACUCCUAGUAGUGAACUCCUUUUCUUUUAAAUUAUUGUCAGUGUUCUGAUCUUAUUAGUGAGAACUGGUAGAAAUCAUAUCAUAUA